AUGCAGAAGUCUGAGUCAUUAGGUUCACUUAAUUUACCAACAAAUUCAGAAAAUUUAAUAUUAACAUCAACAUUUAAUCCAGCAUCGAAACCUAGUUCUUUUUCAAAAAUGACACGGCGCAUGGAUAUUAUUCCUACACCGAACAGACCAGAUAAAUUAUUACCAUCUACUAAAACUCAAUCCUGUAGUAAUGAGGACAGCUCAGUAAUGAAUACUGUUAUAGCUACCGAAAGCAAUACUGCUUUCGAAGAUGAUCAUGUUUUGUGUGAUAAUCGACAAGAUACUUCAGUAAUACCGAAUUUAAUUCAUAAUCAAUCUCAUCAGAAAGAUCAUACAAGUGAUGAACAAGAAGAUGAUAAUCUAUUUGAUACAUUUAUUUGUGAGAACUUCGUUCCUUUUUCGGGAGCAGAACCCAUCAAUCAAUGGUUAGAUGAGACUGACGCCUUAUUUCAUCGCUUCAAGAUCUCACGUAAACUUCGUUUUCAAGCUAUACCUCUUUUAGUACAAGGCGAUGCGAAACGCAAAUAUAUCAAAAAUCGUCACGCCAUAAAAUCUUUUGAUGAUUUUUAUGAAUUUCUACUAACACAUUUCGAUUCAACUCCAGUAACAGUCAGUACUUCUAAACCUAGUCAAACUAAUCAUAAAGUUGAAUUUGCGAAAGAUUCUAUGUGCAUCAGUAACAUAACAACAGAUUCUAAAUUAAAUGUUGCGAAUAUAACUGAUGCUACUCAGUUGUCACAGCCAUCCGUUUCUUCUUAUAGUAAGCUUGCUAUUGAUGAUACCACCACAACGAGUGGUGAUGUGUCAGACUCUAACUUAUCUGGAAAUACUUCAACAAUUAAUCGUUUACCAUCAGAUCCAGUGAUAACAGAUUUACGCAAAGCUAUCGUAGCAGAUUUUAUACGAAAUCCAAAGAUUUUUCGUGGUAAUAAGGACGACGUGACAAAAUGUACUAACAGUAAUUAUCGUUCAAUACCACGAACUAGUUUUCGUGCUUAUCAAGGAUCAUCUAACUAUACAUCUGAUCCCAAUUAUGUAUCUAAACAGAAUCGAACACAGGCUUCUAACUCGAAUUAUUAUUAUCAGUCACCACGUCAUUCUUUAUCAACAAAUAAGUACAAUGAUAAUACAGGUAGUCGUAAGCAGAAAAAUAUACAACCACAUAAAAGUUUUGCACAACCUGAUAAUAAAGCGACUUCUCGCUCAGUUAAUGCAGUUUUUACAUCAACCUUACCACCUAAUCAUGAUGAUAAUCUUGACUCUCUUUCAACAGUAGUUUGUCAUCUCUAUGAUUUACCUGUAGUAUUAACUACAGACGCUAGUGAUAUCGGAAUAGGUGGUGUUUUACAGCAAGAAGUCAAUGGGCAACUCCGUAAUCUAUACUAUCAUUCUCAAGUUAUUACACCAUGUCAAAGAAAAUAUAAACAAUUUGAUGAUAUAUUCGAUAUUGAAUAUGGCUUAGCUAGUAAAUCUCGUUCGAUCUUAUCAUCAGCUACAUCUGAUAAUGAUACUAAGAACUUAACAUCAGAUUCAACAGUUUCUUCUACUAAUCCGAAUGUUUUAGCAGCCAUGACUCUAAGACCACCGUUAUAUUUACCAUCAUCAAUGAUAAAUUCUCUAUUGAAAGCAUGUCACGAUGAUCCAUUGACAGGCGCUCACUUUUCUACAGAUCGUAUGUACUAUAAAAUUCGUCCUCAUUUUUGGUGGCCCGAUCGUGCUAAAAGAUAUGGUCACUUACGUUCUAUUCCACCACCUGAAGGACCAUUCGCUUUAAUAGGCAUUGAUUUUUGUGGACCAUUACCUAGGACUCCUAGUGAAAAUCAAUAUGUGCUUAUUAUUACAGAUUAUUUUACGAGACAUAUAACAGCAUUAGCACUUCCAAACUGCACAGCAGAAACUGCAGCGCGCGCCUUAUUCGAUGAUUGUUUUUGCAAGUUUGGUAUACCGUCAGUUAUCUUAAGCGAUCGUGGAACACAUUUUCAAAAUAAGUUAAUGGAGAAUCUACAACAUCUCAUAGGAUACAAUCAUAUAUAUAGUACUCCAUACCAUCCCCAAACAAAUGGUAUCGUAGAGCGUUUUAAUGCUACUUUUGUAACUCAGAUUUCAAAGUUACAAAAUGCUCAACAUAACAAUUGGGAUGAGUACUUGCAAGCCGUUGUCUUUGCUUAUAAUACAGGAGUACACAAGUCCACGAAAUUUUCUCCCUAUGAGUUACUAUACGGUCGUACUGCUCGUCUACCUAUUCAUAUACAACCUACAGAAUUUACCUUUCCCAAGCCUAAUGAUUAUUUUGAACAACUAAAAAAGACGUUGCGUAUAUUUCAUCAGGCUUCGCGUGAAAAUAUAUUAUUUCAACAACAAGCUAAUCAGGCGUAUUAUAAUAAGAAUCGUCUUGAUCCACAACUAAAAUUAGGAGAUAAAGUUUUAACUCGUGUUCAUGUUUCGAAAGGAAAAUUAGAUCCGAAAUUUUCUCCUAUUCCGAAAAUCGUUGUUGAAAUUCAUCACCCAAUGUAUGUAGUCGAAGAUGAGUGUACGCACAUAAGAUCCCAAGUACAUAUAAGCGAUUUACGACCGAUCAGUUUUGAAUGA
Messenger RNA from Rotaria sordida, 2589 nucleotides. Lineage: Eukaryota; Metazoa; Rotifera; Eurotatoria; Philodinida; Philodinidae. The record is from the annotation of a GenBank genome assembly.